Octopus bimaculoides (California two-spot octopus) is the source of this 1231-nucleotide messenger RNA. Its product is annotated as myb-binding protein 1A-like protein. Gene Ontology annotation, cellular component: nucleolus. Gene Ontology annotation, biological process: regulation of DNA-templated transcription. The record is from RefSeq and is a predicted model, not a curated record. Gene Ontology annotation, molecular function: RNA binding; transcription corepressor activity; sequence-specific DNA binding. NCBI's taxonomy places the organism in Eukaryota, Metazoa, Mollusca, Cephalopoda, Octopoda, Octopodidae.
AUGCCCAUGGGCAGUUAUGGAACGUUACAAGCUCUUCACCAGAUCAAACAGAUGUUGUCCCAGAUGCACUCCAUUAAAACUGACCAAUCAGAAAGCAAGAAUAUAUAUGCCUUUGAGAUCCUGCUCACCUACCUGGCCCUACAGGUGUUUUGUGACCCACAGAACUGCCUCGAUGUCAUUCAGGACAGUUUGUCUUGUUGUGAGAAUGCUGUUAAAAAGAGGGUGAAAUCUUCAGAAGAUGAGCCGGACUGGUUGGACGUCUUGCUCGAUGUCCUCAUUGCUAUGAUGACCCAUCCUUCCAAACUGUCUCGUGCCAUAGCGACCAGCAUCUUCUCAGCCGUUACUGACCACAUCACACCUCUGUCCCUUGGUCUUCUUACAGAGAUUCUGAUGAAGAAAACAACUGAUAUGGCUAACGAUGAAGAUUUUAUGUUUGGUGACGAAGAAGGUGAGUCUGAAGAGGAGGAUGUAGAGAUGUCUGAAAAAGGUGCCGAUGACGACGAGGAUGAAGAGGAGGAGGAGGAAGAGGAUGAUGAUGAUGAGGAGGAGGAGGAGGAUAAAGAUGGCAAUGCAGCAGAGACCAAUAUGGAGGUCGAUGAGGAUUUCCGCCAGAAAGUGAAAAAUGCCCUGGGGGAUGCUGCAGAUAAUACGGAUGAUUCCGAAGAAGAACUGUCGGAUCUCAGUGACAGCGAGAUGAUCAAACACGAUGCUGCACUCGCUGCGGCAUUUCGCAGUCGCAACCGAAGCGAAAUCAAGAAAGUAUCAAAUGACAAGAAACAGCAACUGAUAACCUUGAAGAUCCGGUUACUCGAUUUCAUCGAAGUCCUCAUCAAACAGAAUCACAAAGCAGAAAUAGUGACGCUCUUAUUUCGGCCCCUUCUGGAACUACGGGAUUCCAGUGAACGUAACAGAAUUGAAGUGACCCUUGGAGAGAAGGCCAUCCGUCUGUAUCGACAGUUGUACAAAAGCAAGCACCCAGUGUUGGUCUCAUAGUGGACGUGUCUGAUGGGAUCUACUUCUUGAGUAAACUGUUGCUGAAUAAAAACAGUCAAAGUGCAAAACCAGAAACUGAGAAAAAGAUCCAUAAAGGGCUCCUCGAAAUCUUCCAACCCAGUUUAAAAGGUUUCUUAGACAACCAAGGGUACCAGAAUUUCUUUUGUUUUUACCAGAACCUCAUUGUGAAACUUCCAGUAAGUGAAUCACUAUUACUACUACUACUACUACUUCUAAG